AAGCUUGUGCAUCAAAUCUGGCAACCUCUGCCCCAGUCAGCCCUUGAGUGAGUCAGGGCUCGCGCUGCUGCUGCUCCGGCUCGGGUUCCCGCGGGAUGGCUCGCGCUGAUGAGAGCUGAGAAGUUUCGGGGUGAGCGCGCGGCGUCCUGCGCCAUGGCCUCCACCAGCCUGCGUCCUCGGCUCGCGCGAACAGCUUUAAUGCACAAUGUAAGGCGUUUCAAAUGACCUUCCGCGCGCGUGUGUGAAGAAGUCGGCUUCAGUGCACGAGUGAGUUUGCUCAGAUUUAAGGAUGCACCCAAAGCGCGGAUUUUGCGCGUUUGGCUCGGCCUUUUGGCUCCCAGCUGUUCUCCUCACCCUGGUCGAGAGCGCAGACCCGAAUGUGCUGAAUGAAAUGACAGGUGGCUCUCGCGAAGGGCUUCUCCAGUAUGAGAUCGUUCACCCGCAGAGAGUGGAUCCAGAUGGAGUUUUUAUCUCGAACCUCGUGUCCUACCGUGUGAGCCGAGUCCGCCGGAGGCAGACUGUGGACGGCACAGACAGCGGCCUGCCUCAUGUUUUCUACUAUUUACAAUACAAUGGCGAGGACUUGUUAUUCAACCUCACUUUAAACCCACAUCUGCUAGCUCCUGGCUUUCUCACAGAAUGGCGAUACGGUGGUCUCCGUGGCUCCAGGUUACAUUCUCUCGGCAAUUCCCUUUGCUACUUCCUUGGAGAGGUUUGGAGUGACUCAGCUGCCAAAGGUCAAGCAGCUGUGAGCACCUGCGAUGGCUUGACAGGACUGUUUAAACUCUCAGAGGAAGAAUUUUUCAUCAGGCCGCUGGAACAGACACACGGAUCAGAAGAGCCACAGGCUCAUGUCAUUUACAAGCGACAUACUUCUGAGCACAACAGUCAGCUGGUGCAGCCGUUAUUCGAAGGAAAAACAUCCAACGGGACCUGCGGAGUCAAAGAUGUUCAGGAAAGAGCACAACGGGAAGAGAGACAGCGAGAACGCUGGGAGAGACGACAUCACCGGAGGAGACGACGCUCCAUCAGCAGGGAGAAAUGGGUGGAGACUCUUGUGGUGGCCGACCCAAAAAUGGUGGAGUACCAUGGCAAGAACGGAGUGGAGACCUACGUACUAGCUGUCAUGAACGUUGUUGCAGGACUGUUUCGGGACCCAAGCAUUGGAAAUACCAUCAACAUUGCAGUCGUGCGUCUCAUUCUGCUAGAACAAGAUGAGGAAGACUUGAAAAUCACUCACCAUGCAGAUAACAGCUUGAAUAGCUUCUGCAAAUGGCAAAAGCACUUGAAUAUAAAGGGAGAUGAACAUCCAGUCCAUCAUGACGUGGCUGUCCUACUUACAAGGAAAGACAUUUGUGCUUCCAUCAACAAGCCAUGCGAGACGCUGGGGCUCUCUCACGUAGCCGGAAUGUGUCAACCUCAUCGCAGCUGCAGCAUCAACGAGGACACGGGUCUGCCGCUAGCCUUCACCGUAGCACACGAGCUGGGACAUAACUUCGGGAUCGAACAUGACGGCAACGGCAAUAACUGCGAGCCGAUUGGGAAAAGGCCGUUCGUCAUGUCUCCUCAGCUCCUGUACGGAACAUCUCCACCCAACUGGUCGCGGUGCAGCCGCCAGUACAUCACACGCUUCCUCGAUCGAGGCUGGGGCUGGUGCCUGGACGACCCCCCUGGCAGAAACGAGCUGGCCGCUCAGCCUGUGCUACCUGGCGUUCUGUACAGCGCCGCCCACCAGUGCCGCCUCCAGUAUGGCUCCGGUUCGCAGCUCUGUGACGACAUGGACAACGUCUGCAGCACUCUGUGGUGCACCGUGGCUUCAACCUGUCACUCAAAACUGGAUGGAGCGGUGGAUGGCACCGACUGCGGUGAUGGCAAAUGGUGUUUGAAUGGCGAGUGCGUAUCAGCUGCAUCUCAGCCAGAGAAAGUGAACGGUGGAUGGGGACCAUGGAGCGAGUGGUCGUCCUGCACCAGGACGUGUGGAGCAGGAGUGCAGGACUCGCACAGAGACUGCGUCAAUCCAAUCCCGAAGAACGGAGGGAAAUACUGCCUCGGGGAGCGCCGCAGAUACAAGAUCUGUAACCACAAGCCGUGCGCUCAAGGCCAACCCAGCUUCAGAGCUAUCCAGUGCAGCAAGUUUAACAAUCUCCCUUAUAAGAGCAAAUUCUACCAAUGGAUACACGUCAAUAACCGAAUAAAUCCAUGUGAACUGCACUGCCGGCCAGUGAACGAGUAUUUCUCAGAUAAGAUGGUGGACGCAGUAAUUGACGGAACCCGGUGCUACGAGGGUAGCCAGAGUCGGGACAUGUGCAUUAAUGGAAUCUGUAAGAGCAUUGGUUGUGAUUAUGAGAUCGACUCUAAUGCAGUUGAGGAUCAUUGUGGAGUUUGUCAUGGCAACGGAUCCACUUGUGAAACCGUUAAGAAGACCUUUGAGAAGAGUGAAGGCCUGGGCUACGUAGACAUUGGCCUUAUUCCAGAAGGAGCACGGGACAUUCGUAUCGAGGAGGUGGCCGAAGCUGGGAACUUUCUGGCUUUACGCAGCAACAACCCCGAAAAGUAUUUUUUAAACGGUGACUGGACAAUCCAGUGGACUGGAGAGUUCAAGGCAGCAGGGACGGUGUUCACGUAUGAAAGAACGGGACAGCUAGAGAACCUGACUUCACCCGGACCAACCAUGGAGCCUGUGUGGAUUCAGCUGCUCUUUCAGGAGACUAACCCGGGCGUGAGGUACCAGUACACCAUCAAUAGAGAAGUGCUGACUCCAGAGUCCAGCAGUGGAAACUCUGUCUCUGAUUUCCAGUGGAAGCGUGGAGCAUGGACGGAAUGCAGCGCCACAUGUGGAACAGGUGUCAAGAGACAGGUCGUGCAUUGUGUCGAGCGGACAUUCGGAAUUGUCGAGGAGCAUUACUGCGAUGCGUCCACUCGGCCAGACGACAAUAGAGUGAGCUGCAAUGCUGGAUUAUGCCCGGCCACAUGGUGGACUGGAGAAUGGCAGAAAUGCUCGACAAGCUGUGGGGUAUCAGGCCUGACGAAGAGAACAGUGGUGUGUAUUCGGAGUUUGGGGCUGGAAAAACAUGAAGCCCUUCUUCCUUCUGAAUGCCAGCACUUGUCUAGGCCUGAGUCGAUCUCCCACUGCAACAGACACAUUUCCUGUCCUGCUGACUGGACUACAGGAAACUGGUCAGAGUGCUCCAUAAGCUGUUCGGGUGGUGUGCAGACCCGUGAGGUGACAUGCAGCUGGAACACCAUGGUUGACUGCGAUCCUCAAACCAAGCCUGAUUCAGUCAAGUCAUGUAAUGUUCAAGACUGCCCCAAAAACAUGGACAGUGACUGGUCUGGAAGUGGCUCAUCCAGCAGAGAAGUUUUCAACGAGAUAAACGCUAUAGUUGAAGACAGCCACUUACUAAAAUCGGCCAAGGGAGCUACUCGAGGUCAGCCACGCGAAGGCAAUACUCUUAACAGCAUAAACGAUGACUUUUCAUAUCACAAUGAAAUAGAAGCAGACAAGGCGAUUAAAAGCAACGUUCUAGUGGAUGACUUUUACUAUGAUUACAACUUCAUUAAGUUUCACGAGGAACUCUCGUAUGAUUUCGACAACGAUGGUGCAUCGGAUAACUCAGGAACUCAUUUGAAGCAGGAACCCAAACCCGGCCUUGACCCAGUUUACAGGGAAGAAGCAAAGCCUUCCACAGCUACCUCAUUUGCAAGCCAUACCACGGUCCCGCCAACCGCUUCCACUACAGAGAGUUCUCGUUUUGACCAGCCGGAUGAGAGCGCCUCCGAAGAUGAUUCAGAUUUUUCAGAGGACUACUUCUUACCUGUCGGUACAACAGCCAGGCCACGUUCUCCCAUUACCAGAUUCUCUCAGAAAUGGAAGGAGGUAAAUGUCCCAACUCAGGACUUCGACACUAAACAGAGCAUGUUACCAAACUAUGAGAUACCAUCUGAUGGGAAACCAACAUUAGAUGAUGCCAUAUCAAACAUUAAUACAAGAUCUGAGUCUGGCAAUGAUUAUAACAGAGAGAUUCAAACAGAUGAUGAUGCACCCAAAACUCCUGGAAGUCAAAAAGAGAAUAAGGGUCAAGAGGGUACAAACCAACAGGAAGAGUCACUACAACAAAAUCUCCAUGAUUAUGAGGAUACAUAUGAGUUGAAUAUGUUCCCAUUAAGUACAACCAUGGAUCCAUUGACCUCCCAGUUGAAUGCUGACAUCGCUACAAAGGCUGCAACGCCCAUGGAAACCCUCUCGAACCUAGAGCUCAGAAGGAUCACAACUCCGUCCCCUUUGCCUGCCUGGAUGGACAACGAUUAUGAUAAGUUCAUCACGCCUUUAUUUCCGUCGUUCGAAGAAUACACUUCUUCUGUUUCCUUAGCGUCUUCCGUUCCAUCUCAGGGUUCUAACAGUCAGCCACAAGCCAACUCUGAGCCUUUUACAGGGUUCCUACUCCCAUCUGCCUCAACCUCCUUCUGGAUCACCAGCAACUGGAGCUCUUGUUCUACCAGCUGUGGUCUUGGUGCCAUUUGGAGAUCUGUGCACUGCAGCACGGGGAAUGACUCUGACUGUGAUAUGGUGAAGAGGCCCUUACCGGCACGACGCUGCCACAUCCGGCCGUGCGCCAUAUGGAAGGCAGGAGAGUGGAGUAAGUGCUCGAAGAACUGUGGAGGAGGCCUGAAGGUGCGAGAGAUCCAGUGUUAUAACAUGCGGGAUCAGAGGCCACUGAGGCCUUUCCACUGCCAAGCCAUGUCUCUGAGACCCCACACCCACAUGUCCUGCAACCUUCAGCUGUGUCUGGACUGGUCUACCGCCCCAUGGGGACAGUGUUCAGAGCCAUGUGGUGAAGGAGAGCAGCAGAGGAUGAUCGCAUGUCCUGUAGAAGGGAAGUGUGAUGAGGCUCAGAAACCUGCCUCAAUACAGCAAUGCAACAGUCAGCCCUGUGCGCAGUGGGUCACCGGGUCCUGGGGUCAGUGCUCGGUGUCCUGCGGCGGAGGCGUACAGCACCGUCUGGUCAAGUGCGUAAACACCAAAGCAGAACUAGAGGAGGAAGACGAGAAAGACAAGGAGGCUCAGUGUGAUCAUGAGCCCUGGCCAGAAAACACACGCCAGUGUAACCUUGAGGACUGCGAUAGCGCCACGUCUGGUGAGGAAUGUUUACGGGACCGUCUGACGUUCCCCUUCUGCCAGAAGCUCCAGUGGCUUGGCCGAUGUCACCAGCUUGCGGUUCGAUCCCAGUGCUGCAAAACCUGUGAGCGUGAAGGACGCGGUAAUGAGCGAGCCACUCGCCGCUGAGACAGGAAGAGAAUCUGGGAGAACUUUUUUUUCUUUUCUUUUUACGUUAAACCAGAGGAAUUCGGACUUUUUUGUUGUUGUUUUUUAACACACACUCCUACUUACAUCACAUCUAUUGCAAGUCUUAAGAAAAAACAUUUGCCUUUACUGAGCUACAGGCAGUAAAUCAAGACUUAUUAGAUGUUGGAACACUAGUAGAGUUUUUAGUGAUGAAGCCCCCAGAUGACUAACAUAAGAUUUUAAAGAUUGUAACAAGUUUAGAAGUAGUGAUUCACUAAUUCUAGGAUAUAUAUA
This is a messenger RNA of Clarias gariepinus (North African catfish), 5578 nucleotides long. RefSeq names its product A disintegrin and metalloproteinase with thrombospondin motifs 7. NCBI's taxonomy places the organism in Eukaryota, Metazoa, Chordata, Actinopteri, Siluriformes, Clariidae. The record is from RefSeq and is a predicted model, not a curated record. Gene Ontology annotation, molecular function: metalloendopeptidase activity. The transcript has 24 exons. Bases 290 to 5284 code for a protein of 1664 amino acids. Gene Ontology annotation, cellular component: extracellular matrix. Gene Ontology annotation, biological process: proteolysis; extracellular matrix organization.